Molecule: messenger RNA, 726 nt
Organism: Amaranthus tricolor (Joseph's coat)
Lineage: Eukaryota; Viridiplantae; Streptophyta; Magnoliopsida; Caryophyllales; Amaranthaceae
Exons: 1
Coding region: 1-726 (241 amino acids)
Molecular function (GO): nucleic acid binding
Source: RefSeq, a predicted model, not a curated record
AUGACGAUGAGCUACAGGGGGCUUGGUAUUUUGGAUCAACGUAAACCAAGGCUUACAAACGAGUUGAGGCAUCUCAUUUUACAUGAAAUGUUGUCACUUAAAGUAAGUGACUCACUCCCACAUGGUACAUUCGUACGAAUAGCAAACAAAUACGGUUACACACCAAGAUCAAUUCGAAACUUAUGGAAACGUGCAAUUGAAACCAAAGAAGAAAACAAGUCUUAUGUUGUCGAUUCAAAGUACAAGAAUUGUGGAAGAAAAAGAGUUCAAGUGCCACCAAACGUACUUGAAUCAAAACCAAUGGGUGAACGUACAUGCAUAAGAGAUGUUGCAACAUGUUUAGACUUGGCACCAACAAUGGUUUGGCGAUUGAUACGAAGGGGGGAGAUUAAGGCACAUUCAAAUCCAUUACACCCUUCUUUAACGGAUGCAAACAAGGCAAGAAGGGUUGAGUGGAUUUUAAGUCUCAUUCAAGAAGAUACAAUUCAUCAUCAUCCAAUGUAUAAAGGUAUGUAUGACUUCAUACAUAUUGAUGAAAAAUGGUUUUACUUAACCAACAAGACACAAAGAGUUUAUCUAGCACACAAAGAAAAAAUUCCAUAUAGGGCGGGAAAGUCAUCAAAAUUCAUUCCAAAAGCCAUGUUUUUAGGGGCGGUUGCAAGGCCUAGAUGGAAUCAAUAUGGCCAAUGCGCAUUUGAUGGGAAAAUCGAAAUUUCCCUUUCGUAA